Messenger RNA from Salarias fasciatus (jewelled blenny), 4832 nucleotides. Its product is annotated as kinase suppressor of Ras 1. The coding region runs from base 399 to 3359 and encodes 986 amino acids. Gene Ontology annotation, cellular component: cytoplasm. Gene Ontology annotation, molecular function: ATP binding; protein kinase activity. Gene Ontology annotation, biological process: protein phosphorylation; Ras protein signal transduction. The transcript is spliced from 21 exons. Lineage: Eukaryota; Metazoa; Chordata; Actinopteri; Blenniiformes; Blenniidae. The record is from RefSeq and is a predicted model, not a curated record.
UGCACCGCGGCCCGUGAUGUUCCCAGCAGCUGACAGACGGUGAGCCUCCGCCGGAGCCGUCGGUGGAAGCUCCAGUAUCCGCUCCUCCGUAGCCUGCACGGACUGCAAACACAACUCCAGCGCUACCGGACACUGGACUCUCUACAGCCAAUUUCACCGCCUCUUCCUUUGUUUUUGUUUUUUUUUUAUUUUAAUUUUCUUUAUUUUUAGCUGGAAGAAAAGCCCAGCUGAUAUUGACUUUGCACUCAGACGGUGUUAAUCCUGAUUGGGAGCUGGGGACAAUUGCUGUCAGCUAACUUCCACAAUAGGUCGCUGCGUCGCUCGGACCGCCGCAUAUGUUUAAUUCCACCCUGGUAGUUUGACUCCAGCCCUUCCACAGCCGUGCCCAAUGCCGAGGAAUGGAUAGUGUGUCUGCUAAAGGUGGAAAGAUGGUCGAGAGUGAUGAGCAGCCGGAGAGGGAUAGCGGCGGUGGCGCAGCGAUGGCCGCGCUACAUCAAUGCGAACUCAUCCAGAAUAUGAUUGAUAUCUCCAUCUCCAGCUUACAGGGGCUACGGACCAUAUGCGCCGCAUCCAACGACCUCACGCAGCGAGAGAUACGCACUCUGGAGGUGAAGCUGAUGAAAUACAUCUGUAAACAGCUGCAGUGCAAGCAGAAAGUGCCAGAGACGGAGCGACCCGAGGCCCUGGACAGCUACCCGCGCUUACGGGACUGGCUACGCACCAUCAACCUGCGACCGGAGCUCAUCGAGGUGGUGGAGGCGAAGUUGUCUGUGGAUGCCUUGCUGCAGAUGACCGGGGCUCAGGUCAGAGACACAAUGAGAAGGCUGGGGUCCAGUUCAGAGGAGUGCGCCCGGCUCAGUGCUGCCCUCUCCUGUCUAAAGAGUGCCACUGAAUCGGGAGGUGAACUGAGGGAAGACGGCGUCCCCUGGCUGUCUGAGCCCACCAGGAGGGACAGCGGCUCUCUGCUCACCGCAGACCAGCUCUCCAACCUGGGGACCCCGCUCCGCGCCCACAGCCCCUCCCCUCUGGCCCGUCCGUCCACCAUCCACUCCACCCCCUCCACCCCCAGCGCCACCUUCCCCCAUCCCCGCUCGGGCUCCGUGUCGGCCGCGCCCACGCCGGAGGCGCUGGCGUCCCAUCUCCACGGCGACAGCCCUCUCACGGAUCCCUUCAACAUGUACUUAACCCGCACGGCCCGCCUCCACGGACACACCUCCACCCCGCCCAUCACGCCUCCUUCAAAGAGGCGUAAUCGACUAAAGCCCCCCUGUACCCCUCCGCCUCCGUCUCGCAAGGUGCUCCACCUCCUCCCCAACAUCACCCUGACACGCAGCAAGAGUCACGAGUCCCAGCUGGGCAACCGCAUCGAGGACCCCCCCACCAACAAGUGUGUUAAGAAGAACAGGUUGUUUCUGAAUAUGCAAGUGAAUGGGAAUGGAUGUGAGGACACGCCCUCCCGCUAUCCUGUCAUGUCCGCACGGACGCCCGGCGUCACCCCAGCCGCCCCCACAGCACCCUACACCUUACCCGGAACGCCCACCCUGCUGGAGGAGCACAGCACAAUCAAGAAUAAUGUAGCAGUGCAUCGCAAUUCCCCACAAGCAGUGAGGCGGGACAUCGGCCUCGCGGUCACGCACAGGUUUUCUACCAAGUCGUGGUUAUCCCAGACAUGUCAAGUGUGCCAGAAAAACAUGAUGUUUGGAGUCAAGUGCAAACAUUGUCGAUUAAAGUGCCACAACAAAUGCACAAAGGAAGCUCCUUCCUGCAGAAUCUCUUUUAUACCAAUCGCCAAAAUUCGGAGGACUGAGUCAGUUCCCUCCGACAUAAACAACCCGGUGGAUCGGCCAGCGGAAGCACCGCAGUUUGGGACACUACCAAAGGCUAUUACAAAAAAGGAUCAUCCUCCAGUUCUGAACCAGCUGGACUCCAGCAGCAAUCCGUCCUCCACCACCUCGUCCACGCCUUCCUCCCCGGCACCCUUCCAGCAGAGCAACCCCCCCAGCGCCACGCCGCCGCCCAACCCUUCGCCCAAAGGCCACAGGGACAGCCGAUUCAACUUCCCAGCUGCCUUUUACAUACAGCAGAGAACGCAGUUUAUCUUUCCCGACGUUUCCAGUCCUGCGCAUUUGCACUCCGAAGUCCUCCAAGACACUGUUGAAAUUGAGCAUUCAGUGGAUGACAUACACACAGAGCUGGCAGAGGAUGAAGAUGAAGAGGAAGGAGAGGAGGAAAUCGAGGUUGAAGAUGAAGAACCUGAAGCGGAGGAGGAGAACGAGGAAGACGAUGAAGACAACGAGGAUGGAAGGGAAGACGACGAGGGCGACGACGACGACGACGACAGGGAGGAGAUCAGGAUGAACGUGGGCUCGGACGGCGAGUGCGACGAGCUGGACGACCUGCCCAACUCCCGGGGGAACCAGUGGAAGGGCCCCAUCUCCCGCAAGCCCAGCCAGACCAGCGUGUACCUGCAGGAGUGGGACAUCCCGUUCGAGCAGCUGGACCUCGGGGAACUCAUCGGGAAGGGCCGUUGGGGGAAAGUCCACAAAGGUCGGUGGCACGGCGAGGUGGCCAUCCGGCUCCUGGAGAUCGACGGGAACAACCAGGACCACCUGAAGCUCUUCAAGAAGGAGGUGAUGAACUACAGGCAGACCAGGCACGAGAACGUCGUGCUCUUCAUGGGGGCCUGCAUGGCCCCACCUCACCUGGCCAUCAUCACCAGUUUUUGUAAAGGAAGGACGCUUUAUUCAGUUGUUCGAGACACCAAAAACACUUUGGACAUAAAUAAGACGAGACAAAUCGCUCAGGAGAUUGUAAAGGGAAUGGGCUACCUGCACGCCAAAGGCAUCGUUCACAAAGACUUGAAAUCCAAGAACGUCUUUCACGACACCAAUAAAGUGGUGAUCACAGACUUCGGGCUGUUUGGGAUCUCCGGCGUGGUUCAGGAGGGGAGGCGUGAGAAUAAACUCAAGCUUCCACACGGCUGGAUUUGUUAUCUCGCACCCGAGAUCGUGCGCCGGAUGAGCCCAGGUAACAACGAGGACCGCCUGCCUUUUUCCACUGCGGCAGAUGUGUACGCUUUUGGUACAAUUUGGUACGAGCUACAAGCGAGGGACUGGCCAAUCACCAACCAGCCUGUGGAAGCGACCAUCUGGCAGGUGGGGAGUGGAGAGGGCAUCAAGAAGGUUUUGGCGGAGAUCAGCCUGGGCAAAGAAGUCACUGAGAUCCUGUCCGCCUGCUGGUCGUACGACCUGAGAGAGCGGCCGACCUUCACCCAGCUGGCCGACAUGCUGGAGAAGCUGCCCAAACUCAACCGCAGGCUGUCCCACCCCGGACACUUCUGGAAGUCUGCAGAGUUGUAGCAGUCGCUCUGAAACAUAAGCAAUGCAAAACAAAGCCUGGGUCUGCCUUGCAUGCUCCUGAAUCCUUAACUCUCACAGGAUUGAUCAAAGCAUUGCCUCUGCCUGAAACGGGCGCAGCUUCCACUAAUCCGCACUCUGAUCUUCCAUGUCUAACCGUCGCGUUUUCUUGUGGGGGAGGAGAGGAUCGGUGGACUUGAGGCGUGGCACGAGUCGAGGGGGGGACAAUGGGGGAUAGCCCCCCCCCUCCCCAACCUCGCUCUCCCUCCAUUCGUCUGAUAUCUCUUUGGCUUCCCGUCCUGUGACGGCGGCGGUGUGUGACCGGCGUUGCUGUGGUCUGUGCCUGCCGGCGGCUGCGUCCUCGUCCGUCCUCCGUCCUCGGCCCGCUCGCCUUCUCUGUGCUGCUGCUGUGAUGUGGUCGCUCUCCCCCGGGGGUCCCGGCCGCACGGCGCUCGCUUCCCUCCUAUUUCUAAAACACACACACACACAGAAAUACACACUGCUGGACAUAAAAAGAAAAAGACCCCCACCCCACCAACUGGACCGCUCCAUUUAUCUGUUUCCCUCCCGACCCGACGGGUUUGACGUGCAUUUGACAGGCUGCUUGAGUGAUGAUCUCAAACCUACUGCCUCGCUGUUCCUCUCGGUUUGGUUUUUUUUCUUAUUUUUUGGUCAAGGUUGUGUGACGGCAUGUGCUGAUGCAAUAUGCACUUUGUCAACAACAACAAAAAAGUAAUCAUGAACUCUUUGUUUUCUUCUGUUGUCACCGUUUCUCUUGAGAUUGUCUUAUAUUUGCAGUGUUUUUACGAUCCUCUGCUCCUCAGGAGAGUCUCGGACAGUCUCACACUUGUAUGUUGUCACUUUGGAGUUAAAAAAAAAAAUGUAAAAAAAAAAAAAUCACUGUUUAUUGGAUGCAUCUGGAAAACUAAAGCACCAGUGAAGACUUUUGUAACAGCCGGGGGUGAAAAGAACCAGGAAACUGAAUACUAUUCACAGCUGACGGUAUUUUCAAUAAUAAUAAUAAUGAUAAUGUCCAUCUGUUGAAGUGUAAAGUGCACCUUAAAAGAUUAAGAGUUACUAAAGAUCCUCCUCUCAAGAAGCUGAGUGAUUUCAUUCUCGGCGCAAAAGAAAACACACAAAAAAAAAAAAAGGAGAAAUCAGGAACCUAGCGCAAAAGUGUCCUAUCUCUUCCUAAAACAGUACCUCUUGUGCGCGCUUGUGUAUACUGUUUGUGAUUGUGACGGCUUCAGUUGGCGUGCUUGUAUUUAUGUGUUUGGUGUGGGUGCACGUGCGACUGGGUGACUGUUCUGUUUGAAUAUGUAAGGUGUGUGUGUGUGUGUGUGUUUUUUUUCGUGAAAGAUUGCAGUAAAUGUUGUGUUGCAAAUCCAAUGGUAUGUCGUGUAAAUACAUUAUUUAAUGUACAGCAAAAUGAAACAUGAUUCUUCUAAUAUUUGUACAAACAUUUUCUAUGUAAAA